Messenger RNA from Magallana angulata, 1073 nucleotides. RefSeq lists its product as uncharacterized. The transcript is spliced from 7 exons. Bases 157 to 903 code for a protein of 248 amino acids. The record is from RefSeq and is a predicted model, not a curated record. Lineage: Eukaryota; Metazoa; Mollusca; Bivalvia; Ostreida; Ostreidae.
UCACGGGAUCUGUUGACACUAAAUAUAGUCACUGCUUUCUCUCUGAGAAAAACAACUACAGAUGAAAUGUCUAACCCUACAUAUUAUUUCUGGGAACAGAAAUUCAGUAUGUAAUAUGGACGUCUUUUGGCACGUUGGAAUUUGCAGGAAGCAGUCAUGUUCAACUUCUCCACGCUGAGUGUAAUUGUUAUAAUCUUCUUCAUCCUGAUCUUCUUAUUCCUGUGUAUAUUGAGAUGUCGGAUGAGGAGGACAGAACACAAGGAGCACGAUCUCUACAACCUGUUCUUUUCCAGAUCAGCUCAUAGAGGAUCCAUCCUCGUACCUAAUCCACCGACUCUGGAGGUUUCUUCCGGGUCCAGGAAGACGAGUGCUAAAUCACAGAAAAGACUCAGCUUAAGGAGGUGUUCACAGGGGGACAACAGAAGACACUCCCUGCAGUCUCUCUCCAUAGAAACAGAGACUGGUCCCAAAAUUCUUAACACUGCUAGAAGAGGUCGGCGUGGAUCCGCCCCCGUGGAUCUGUUGGCUGACUCCAUCAAUAUUUACAAAGGGAACGAGCUGACAGACCGGUACCGCCUGUUCCGUUGCACCUCCACACCCCCACACAGGGAGGAAAAUGAAAACAGUUCAGUGCCGAGUUUUCAGGACAAGAAUUUUGUGAGCACACGUAGAGUUGGACGGCGGGGAUCCGCGCCCGUAGGUUUGUUAUCGGACUCCAUAAAUUUGUACAGAGGGAACGAGUUGACCAAUCGAUACCCUUACUUCCGGUGUAACGCCUUUCACAAAGAUUAUAGUAAAAGACUUAAUACACGCACCUCUACGCUAAGCUUUGCGGCGCAUAUGAAUAUACCGGAAGUAAAGGAGUCUUCCGGAAAUGCAUGUGGUACAACGCCUGAUCCAUGACAGCUUAUCAUAGGAGCAAAUUAAGAUCGAAAUGGUUUAUCUUGAUGCUUUAAUGAGAUCUGGAUUGGAACGUUGAAAUAUCCAGUGGCAAAGAACUUAAUGUGAACAUCUAACAAACUCUGUCUGUUUUAACUGGACUUUUUCAAUUUUGAGAAUGAACAUUUGUAAAA